This is a messenger RNA of Vicia villosa (hairy vetch), 585 nucleotides long. RefSeq names its product secreted RxLR effector protein 161-like. The record is from RefSeq and is a predicted model, not a curated record. Bases 1 to 585 code for a protein of 194 amino acids. The transcript has a single exon. NCBI's taxonomy places the organism in Eukaryota, Viridiplantae, Streptophyta, Magnoliopsida, Fabales, Fabaceae.
AUGGAAGAACCAGUUCACUCACACUGGAAAGCUUUGAAGAGAAUUCUUCGUUAUAUCCAAGGAACUGUGUCACUUGGAAUGUUUUACUCAAAAGCAGAAGAUUACAAGCUAACAGGUUACUCCGACAGCGAUUGGUGUGGAGAUAUAGACGAUCGAAAAAGUACAUCAGGAUAUGUAUUCUUUAUGGGAAACACUGCUUUCACAUGGCUCUCAAGGAAGCAACCAAUUGUAACACUGUCGACAUGCGAAGCAGAAUACGUGGCUGCAUCAUGGUGUGUAUGCCAUGCUAUAUGGCUUAGAAGAUUGUUAUGUGAGUUAGAGCAGAAGCAGGAAAAUGCAACCAUAGUGCAAGUCGACAACAAAUCAGCAAUCGAACUGGCGAAGAAUCCAGUGAAUCAUGAAAGAAGUAAACACAUCGACGUACGUUUUCAUUUCAUUCGAGAACAUGUGAAAAAUGGAAGCGUCGAACUGAAGCAUGUGGCAAGCAAGGAUCAAGCUGCAGAUAUUUUCACAAAACCAUUGUCGAAGGAGAUAUUCGACAGAGGCAAGAUAAUGCUGGGAUUAAUUGAUCGAAGGAGCAUUUAA